GAGGCGGUAGUGAAAGCAGCUCCGGUGAGUUCAGAGAGAACACGCGCACACCGCGGGGUUAACAUGAGGUUCGCGCACCUGACCGCGCGGGAAGCGUCUCUUCUCCGGGAGCGCAAGAGGUGACGCGCCCUGAGGGACUUGGUUUGUGUUUGUUACCGGAGAGCAUGGCGGAGCUGUGGAUCUACAACGCCACGUCCUCGUGGAACCGGUCUGCCGCGGGACAGGACCGCUUCAGCAGCCUGGACUACAUCGAUGUGCCGGAGGACGGAUCUCCGGCCCUGCGCAUCCUCAUCUCCAUCGUGUACUCGGUGGUGUGCGCUGCCGGGCUGGUCGGGAACCUGCUGGUGUUCUUCCUCAUGAAGGUGCGCCGCGGCCGGAAGAAACGCUCCAGCAUCAACCUGUUCGUCCUCAACCUGGCCAUCACGGACUUCCAGUUCGUGCUGACGCUGCCGUUCUGGGCGGUGGACACGGCCCUGGACUUCAGCUGGCCGUUUGGAAACGCCAUGUGCAAGAUCAUCCUCUCCGUGACGGUGAUGAACAUGUACGCCAGCGUGUUCUUCCUCACCGCCAUGAGCGUCACCCGGUACUGGUCAGUGGCCUCGGCGCUGAAGGACCGGACCCGGCGGCGGGUGUGCCCGGUGCGCUGGGUGAUCGCCGGGCUCUGGGUCUCUGCCACGGCGGCCUCUUUGCCCACCGCGGUUUUCUCCACGGUGAAGAGCGUGGCCGGGGAGCGGCUGUGCCUGCUGGGCUUCCCGGAUGGCCAGUCGUGGCUCGCGCUGUACCACCUCCAGAAGAUCCUGGUAGCCUUCGUGUUCCCCAUGCUGAUCGUCAGCGUGUGCUACCUGCUGCUGCUGCGCUUCGUCCGCCUGCGCAGCAUGAACAACAACCAGGUGAAGCGGAGGUCCCGCGUGACGCGCUCGGUCACCAUCGUCGUCCUCUCCUUCUUCAUCUGCUGGAUGCCCAACCACGCCAUCACCUUCUGGGGCGUGCUGGUGAAGUUCAACGUGGUCAACUGGGACCGGAUGUACUACAUGGUGCACACGUACGUGCACCCGGUGACCGUGUGCCUGGCGCACACCAACAGCUGCCUGAACCCGGUGCUGUACUGCCUCAUGCGCCGCGAGUUCCGCAAGAAGAUGAAGGAUCUGUUCUGGAGGAUGUCGUCGCCCGGCGGGACGAACAGCUGCCACCUGCGGCCGUUCUCCGGGACGGUGCGAGCGGAGCCGGACGACACGCAGAUCGUCAUCCCGCUGAACACCUUGGAGACGGAGAACUGCAGACUCUCCGUUCUGACGGACCAGUGCGACACGGACGCGCUGCAGAAGUGAAGCAGACUCUGAAAGAAAACGCAACACUGGUGUGUCUCUUUACGCACAUUAAAGUUGCUCUUUGUGCCACAAGUGUUGCUGGAGCUUUGUACCUCCUUUAACCAAACACUACAGGAUCCAUCUAGGAAUGUGCCAAAUCCAACGCCAGUACAAAACCAUUGAAGGCAUCACAGCUGGAGCAUUAAAUGUGAUUGUUGACUUUGCAUUAAAGGGAUUGUAUAGAUUUGCAUCACAGUUUAAAGGUGUGAAACAUAAAAUGAGAGAAAUAACACUCGUGCGUAAAUUGCGCAUCCGUGCGUAAAACCAUCCUGCUGCGUUUCCCGCUUCUUCUCCGACUGGGCUCUGUCACCACAGUGAUGCUGAUGUUCUUCUGGUUUUUGGAGGCAGAUUUUCUUUGUAUACUAUAAAUGGAGCGCGCGCUGCUUCGCUCUCUAAGGUGCUCUCCGUGCGGACUUCACUGGUUCAGCUGCUGCCUCGAGCUUCAUUCUGUGGAUUAUUAGUGACGUUUCUUCUGUGGCUGCUGUGUAAAAUGUUGGAGCUUGAGUAAGUGAAUGUAUUAAAAAAAAAUAGCCAAUGCAACCUUAAAAAAACAAUGUUUGGAGAAUAAAAUGUUGAACUGUGUUGACGUUGGUUCCAGGUUUGGUUUGAAGUGUUUCGAUGUGUUGGCUGUGAUGCGUUCAGGGGUUCAUGUGUUGACAAGCCAGCAGCCUCAGCUGGAAACCAAACAGGCUGACUUUCAUUCUUUAAAGAUGUUUCAUUGAGACAUUUGAAAGGUUGGAUUCUCAUGCACGCGUUGUGCACGCGUCACUGCUGAGCUCCUCCACUCUGAUUGGCUGUGGACAAACGUGUCCAGUUAUGCACCUUUGCAGACUUGAGGUGCA
Anarrhichthys ocellatus (wolf-eel) is the source of this 2209-nucleotide messenger RNA. Its product is annotated as relaxin-3 receptor 1-like. Gene Ontology annotation, molecular function: C-C chemokine binding; C-C chemokine receptor activity. The record is from RefSeq and is a predicted model, not a curated record. Gene Ontology annotation, biological process: cell chemotaxis; immune response; calcium-mediated signaling. Gene Ontology annotation, cellular component: membrane; external side of plasma membrane. Bases 165 to 1328 code for a protein of 387 amino acids. NCBI's taxonomy places the organism in Eukaryota, Metazoa, Chordata, Actinopteri, Perciformes, Anarhichadidae. The transcript has a single exon.